GAUCGCUCGCCACUGCAUCUCAGUACUGAGAACAAAUACGAAAAGACAAUGUCGAUCUCUCCUUAUUUCUUCGACUAUGAUUUGCCGCGGCGCUGGCCCCGUCGCCUCCUUGAACAGAAUUUCGGCCACACGCUAUCACCUGAAGACAUCUUCGCUACCAGCCCGGUCGUGCCGAGACUCAAUAGAUUUUGGUGGCCACAAGACUCCAGCACGAUUAAAGUAGACAGUGACAAGUGGUCCAUAAACAUCGAUGUUCAACACUUCGCACCGGACGAAAUAACAGUAAAGACAGUUGAUGGUUUUAUUGUGGUCGAGGGUAAACAUGAAGAGAAGCAAGACGAACAUGGGUACGUGUCACGGCAUUUUGUAAGACGCUUCAAGUUACCUGAGGAAAUAAAUGUUGACGCGAUAGUAAGCAGGCUUUCCUCCGAUGGUGUGUUAAGUGUGUUAGCCCCAAAAAAAGAAGAAACACAGAAGGGUGAAAGGUCUGUUCCUAUCACACAUACUGGUCCAGUGAGAAAGGAUGUAAAAGAAGAUACAAAGGAAGAAAAGAAGGAAUAAUUUAUUUUUACAUAGUUUAAGAAAUUUUUUAACAUGCCGAGAUGUAUGUAAUGAACACACAGCGUCCGAUCAGUUUUGUGAGUAAAAUAAUUGUAAAAUUGUGAAUUCUCUAAAUAUUAUGACCAUCCUGAGUCAGGUUAUUGUGAGUAUACACAAUAUGGAAGUCACAAACAAGACUGUUUUUUUAUUUACAAAAUUAUUAGUAUGUUUUUUGUAUUUUAAUGGUAAUGGAAAUAUGUCCAUAUCUAACUUGUUGGAAUUAAAGUUUGAUAAUCUUAAAGAACGUUUUUACUUUUGAGUGUUUCUUUGAUUAUUAUGAGUUUGUUCUUGGGAAUUAUAAAAAGAUAUGAGAAAUUAAAUUAUAAUGACGGUAUUCUAAACCUAAAUACAUUUUAGUAAAUAUCUUAGGAGGUAAUAUUGUCCUAAGUAACUUUCGGCGCUCUAACAAAAUAGUGCUUAAAUCAAGUGCGCAUUUAUAAUAAUUUAUUUCAUGAAAACUAUAUUAAUAUACACUUAAGAGCCUGAGCUUCCCAAUUGAAGUGGUUUCAUUACUUUAAGAGGAACAAAUAUAUUUUAUGACGUGACAAAUAAAAAAUUACACACGGUCA
Molecule: messenger RNA, 1169 nt
Organism: Pieris rapae (cabbage white)
Lineage: Eukaryota; Metazoa; Arthropoda; Insecta; Lepidoptera; Pieridae
Product: protein lethal(2)essential for life-like
Exons: 1
Coding region: 49-561 (170 amino acids)
Biological process (GO): protein refolding; response to heat
Molecular function (GO): protein folding chaperone
Source: RefSeq, a predicted model, not a curated record